This is a messenger RNA of Trifolium pratense (red clover), 663 nucleotides long. Its product is annotated as secreted RxLR effector protein 161-like. NCBI's taxonomy places the organism in Eukaryota, Viridiplantae, Streptophyta, Magnoliopsida, Fabales, Fabaceae. Bases 1 to 663 code for a protein of 220 amino acids. The record is from RefSeq and is a predicted model, not a curated record. The transcript has a single exon.
AUGGUAGGUUGUUUGAUGUAUCUUCUUGCCACUAGACCUGAUUUAGCAUUUUCAGUGUGCUUGGUAGCUAGGUUUAUGGAGAGGCCUACAGAGUUCCAUGUUGCAGCAGUGAAAAGAAUCCUUAGAUAUGUAAAAGGGACUGUGAGCUAUGGACUGUGGUUUGAAAAAGGAAAGAAUGAUGAGCUUAUUGGUUGGUCAGACUCAGAUUAUGCAGGAGAUCUUGAUGAUAGAAAGAGUACAUCAGGGUAUGUGUUCAUAAUUGGUUCAAAAGUUGUGUCAUGGUCAUCAAAGAAGCAACCAAUUGUAACCAUAUCCACUACUGAAGCUGAAUUCAUAGCAGCAGCCAACUGUGCCUGUCAAGCCAUCUGGUUAAGUAGGGUGCUUGAUCACAUCAGCAGCAGAAAGAAAGAGUGCAUUACCUUGUAUUGUGACAACAGUUCAACAAUCAAACUGUCAAAGAAUCCAGUGAUGCAUGGAAGGAGUAAGUACAUUGAUGUUAGGUUUCAUUUUCUCAGAGAUUUAACCAAAGAUAGAAAGAUCCAGCUGCUGCACUGCUCAUCCUUUGAGCAAACUGCAGACAUCAUGACUAAGGCUUUGUCUUUUGAGAGUUUUUGCAAAUUCAGAGACUUGCUUGGAUUGUGUAAGCUUGAAGACAUAAACUGA